This is a messenger RNA of Nicotiana attenuata, 930 nucleotides long. RefSeq names its product golgin subfamily A member 6-like protein 4. The coding region runs from base 1 to 930 and encodes 309 amino acids. The record is from RefSeq and is a predicted model, not a curated record. The transcript has 4 exons. NCBI's taxonomy places the organism in Eukaryota, Viridiplantae, Streptophyta, Magnoliopsida, Solanales, Solanaceae.
AUGCCCGAUCUCGACUCCCAUCAAAUGAAAGAGAAUGCCCUGAGCGGAUCACUUGGGGUAAUUAAUGUGGACGACUCACCGCCUGGUCCCGAGUUCUCCGAGGGGAAAAUUCAAGAUGCUCAGAAUAUGAAAUAUUCUGAAGUGGGGGCGAGCCACGAAGGGCAUGACAUCUUUCGAGAAUGUCUCGCAGAGAUUGAAGAUGGCCUCGGCCUGGAUGCUUCUUUCAUUUUUGAUGAGUCUCGAGCUGAUCUUACUCGAUGUGAGGCUGAGCUUAAAAAGGUCUCGGAAGAGAUGGACAAUCUUAAAACCCUCUAUGCCAAGAAGGAGGAGGAGAUCAUCGAUCUUCGAGCCGAAUUGGCAAAGGCUUGUCAGCAGCAAAUUGCGUUUACCGAGGAGUUUCAACGAAAGGGCGAACUGGUGGAGCAGCUCCGGGAGGAGCUCAAGAUGAAGGAGGCCGAAACCCUGGGUUGGAGGCAAAGCAUGGACGAUCUUGCUUCUGAGAGAGAAACCCUUCGGGAGCAGCUGGCCUCGCUUGAACGUCAGUUCCAGAGUGUGAAGGAGGAGCGCUUGGCUCGAGGCCGCGAAAUUAAGGAGCUCAAGGUUAAUUUUGCUGCUGAGAUGGCUAAGGCCAAAUCUGAUGCUGAGGCAAUUAUGUCCUCAUAUCGAGCCGAUGCCGAAGCAGCUAAUUCCCGGGCCAAGGAGAUCUCCACUACGGCCGAAGUUAAGUUAUCAUGUGCACUCGAUCAUGCUAGGCGACAGUCCUGGAGGGAAACCCUCGAGGAGGCGAAGACCCUAGAAGAGGAGGCUGCUUCUCUGCUUUCUGAUGAGGAUGAUUCAGCCAGUGGUUCCGAGACUGGAGAAGACGAAGACGAAGUCCCCGAGGAUGAGGCUCUCGAAGAUGCGACCCCUGAAUAUGCGACCCCAAAGUAG